This is a messenger RNA of Cynara cardunculus var. scolymus (artichoke), 4576 nucleotides long. RefSeq names its product ABC transporter G family member 35-like. The transcript has 18 exons. The record is from RefSeq and is a predicted model, not a curated record. Gene Ontology annotation, molecular function: ABC-type transporter activity; ATP hydrolysis activity; ATP binding. NCBI's taxonomy places the organism in Eukaryota, Viridiplantae, Streptophyta, Magnoliopsida, Asterales, Asteraceae. Gene Ontology annotation, cellular component: membrane. The coding region runs from base 45 to 4430 and encodes 1461 amino acids.
CAAAGGUGAAACCUUUGAAGAUCGAUAGAUUGAAGUUUCCAAAAAUGGAGGAAGAGGGUAAGCUUAGUAUGAGCCGGAGUGUGGGGAGAAGCAUCGGAAGAAGUUUCAGUAGGGCCGCCGGAAGUUGGAGAAUGGAAGAUGUGUUUUCCGCCGGUGGUGGUGCCAGUCACGACGGCCGGAGUAGUCGUCACUCCAUGGAAGACGAAGAAGCUCUACGAUGGGCUGCUUUGGAGAAACUACCAACUUAUAAUCGAUUACGAACCACCAUCUUCAAAUCUUAUAUUCCGGCCGAUCAACAAGAAAUGGCGAACGAUAAGAUGUUGUUGGAUGUUCGAGAACUCGAUCCACAUGCUCGACAAAGUUUUAUCGACAAGAUUUUUAAAGUUGCUGAAGAAGAUAAUGAAAGAUUCUUGAGAAAAUUCAGAGAUCGAGUUGACAAGGUUGGAAUCUCGCUUCCGACGGUGGAAGUCCGGUUUAAAAAUUUGUCGAUUGAAGCCGAUUGUCACGUCGGAGAUAGAGCACUUCCGACGUUGAUAAAUUCGGCCAGAAACAUCGCCGAAUCCCUUUUAGCUGCCGCCGGAAUAAGUUUUUCCGAGAAAGCGAAACUUCGGAUUCUUAAAGAUGCUUCCGGAGUCAUCAAACCAUCAAGGAUGGCACUUCUGUUGGGGCCGCCGUCUUCCGGUAAGACGACACUUCUGUUGGCUUUGGCGGGAAGGCUAGAUCCCAGCUUAAAGGUUGAAGGAGAGAUAACUUACAACGGUCAUAACCUCAACGAAUUUGAACCUCGGAGGACCUCAGCCUACAUUAGCCAGAACGAUAUUCAUGUCGGAGAAUUAACCGUCAAGGAAACCCUAGAUUUCUCCGCAAGAUGCCAAGGCGUUGGAUCUCGAUUAGAAAUGCUAACGGAGCUUGCACGAAGAGAAAAGGAAGCCGGGAUCUUCCCAGAAGCCGAAGUCGAUCUUUUCAUGAAGGCAACUGCCAUCGAAGGAGAUCAGAGCAGUUUGAUUACUUACUACACUCUAAGAAUUUUGGGACUUGAUAUCUGCCGGGAUACCUUUGUUGGCGAUCAAAUGAGACGUGGAAUCUCUGGCGGACAAAAGAAGCGUGUGACCACCGGAGAAAUGCUUGUUGGACCUGCGAAAACUCUGUUUAUGGACGAGAUUUCAACCGGUCUAGACAGUUCGACUACAUUUCAGAUAGUGAAAUGCUUGCAGCAAGUUGUACACUUGACUGAAUCAACAAUCUUCAUGUCCUUACUACAGCCAGCUCCAGAAACGUUCGAUCUUUUCGAUGACAUCAUUCUACUAUCCGAGGGCCAGAUCGUGUAUCAAGGACCACGAGACCACGUUGUUGAGUUCUUCGAAAGUUGUGGAUUCAAGUGUCCGGAGAGAAAGGGUACUGCUGACUUCUUGCAAGAGGUUACAUCGAAAAAGGAUCAAGAACAAUAUUGGGCAGAUAGAAGCAGGCCAUACAGAUAUAUCCCAGUGAGCGAAUUCUCUCAACGAUUCAAACGGUUCCACGUGGGAGAAAAGAUGGCGAGCGAGUUGGCAGUCCCGUAUGACAAGAACCAAAGCCACAAAGCCGCUCUAGUUUUCAAGAAAUACUUAGUCCCGAAAAUGGAGCUCCUUAAGGCUUCAUGGGAUAAAGAAUGGCUUUUGAUGAAAAGAAAUGCUUUCAUUUACGUCUUCAAGUCUAUACAAAUCGUGUUUAUAGGAUUUAUCGCCACGACUUUGUAUUUGAGGACCGAGAUGAAACACAAGAAUGAAGUAGACGGUGCGAUCUAUGUAGGGGCGCUUUUGAACAGUCUGCUCAUUAACAUGUUUAACGGGCUUGCUGAUCUUUCACUCAUCGUUAUGAGGCUUCCUGUUGUUUAUAAGCAACGGGAUCUCAUGUUCCAUCCUGCAUGGGCUUUCACACUUCCAGCAUUCUUGCUACGAAUUCCCAUAUCUAUACUCGAGAGUAUAAUGUGGUGUGGCAUCCUUUACUAUGGUGUUGAUCUCGCCCCCGAUGCCACCAGGUUCUUCAAGCAUCUCCUGUUGGUUUUUCUGAUCCAGAAUGUGGCAGCAGGACUGUUUAGACUCAUUGCUGGUGUUUGUAAGACGAUGAACAUUGCAAACACGGGUGGAUCCGUCAUACUUCUGCUUAUAUUUCUUUUGGGUGGUUUCAUCCUUCCUAAAACCCGAAUUCCAAACUGGUGGGAAUGGGCUUAUUGGAUUUCGCCGCUGUCGUAUGGAUUCAAAGCAUUCACAGUAAACGAGUUUCUUGACGAUAGGUGGACGAGCAUAAGGAGUACGGACGGUACAACCAACGUCGGUUACGCAGUGCUAAGAAAUCUCGAUGUCCCGACCGAAGAAAGCACAUACUGGAUCGGUGCUGCAGCUCUUGUCGGUUUUAUUCUUCUCUUCAAUGUUCUCUUCACGAUCGCUCUAAUGUAUUUAGAAGCCCCUGGAAAACCACAAGCAAUUAUCUCCAAGGAAGAAGCUGCAGCCAUGGAAGGUGAUCAGGGUACCAACCAACAACAAAGUGUUCAAUCCUCAGAAAAGGAAAUGCACCAGAUAAGCAAGGAUGGAAAUGGUGUUUCUAAAAAAGGAAUGGUUCUUCCGUUUACUCCACUCGCAAUGUCAUUCGACAACAUGAACUAUUAUGUCGAUAUGCCUAGUGAAAUGAGAGAACAAGGGGUGACGGAAAACCGAUUGCAAUUGCUUCGUGAUGUAACGGGUGCUUUCAGGCCAGGAGUUCUAACGGCAUUGAUGGGAGUCAGUGGAGCUGGUAAAACGACGUUGAUGGAUGUUUUAGCCGGAAGAAAGACAGGCGGUUAUAUCGAAGGAGAUAUCAGAAUAUCGGGAUUCCCAAAGAAACAAGAAACGUUUGCCCGAAUCUCUGGAUAUUGUGAACAAACCGAUAUCCAUUCUCCCACGAUCACCAUUCACGAAUCUCUGAUCUACUCGGCGUUCCUCCGGCUUCCAAAAGAAGUCAGCAAGGAAGAGAAAAUGACUUUUGUGCAAGAAGUGAUGGAGCUUAUUGAACUAGACAACAUCAAGAACGCAAUCGUUGGACUUCCGGGAGUUAGUGGUUUAUCAACCGAACAGAGAAAGAGGCUAACAAUUGCAGUCGAGCUCGUUGCUAACCCUUCGAUCAUCUUCAUGGAUGAACCAACGUCAGGGCUUGAUGCAAGAGCUGCAGCCAUUGUUAUGAGGGCCGUUAGAAACACCGUGGACACAGGAAGAACCGUUGUUUGCACCAUUCAUCAGCCCAGUAUCGAUAUCUUCGAAUCAUUCGAUGAGUUGCUGUUAUUGAAAAGAGGAGGACAAGUGAUCUAUGGAGGACCAUUAGGAAGACACUCUUCAAAGAUUAUCGAGUAUUUCGAGGAGGUUGCUGGGGUUCCGAAGAUUCCGGAGAGGUACAAUCCAGCAACAUGGAUGUUGGAAGUCAGUUCCGGUGCUGCAGAGAUCAGGCUCGGGAUUGAUUUCGCCGAACACUACAGCGCAUCCGCUUUGCACCAGAGGAACAAGGCUUUGGUGAAGGAGUUAAGCGUACCGCCUCCGGGAGCUGUAGAUCUUCGCUUCGAAACACAAUAUGCGCAGUCGAUGUGGGGUCAAUUCACGUCGUGUUUAUGGAAAAUGUGGUGGAGUUACUGGCGUAAUCCCGACUAUAAUCUUGUCCGAUUCUUCUUCACUUUGCUUUGUGCACUCAUGGUUGGAACCGUAUUUUGGAAGAUCGGCAACAAAAAGUCGAGCAGCAAUGAUCUGAGCACAACGAUCGGAGCCAUGUACGCAGCUGUAUUUUUCGUCGGUAUUAACAAUUCGCAAACCGUUCAGCCAGUGGUCGCAACAGAAAGAACCGUCUUCUAUCGUGAGCGAGCCGCUGGAAUGUACUCAUCAUUACCAUAUGCCAUGGCACAGGUGUUCGUAGAGAUACCAUACGUAUUUCUUCAAACGACAUAUUACACUCUUAUCGUCUACUCCAUGGUAUCAUUCGAAUGGACCGUACCCAAAUUCUUCUGGCUCUUCUUCAUCAACUUCUUUUCAUUCCUCUACUUCACGUACUACGGAAUGAUGACCGUUUCCAUCACACCAAACGAGCAAAUCGCAGCCAUUUUCGCAGCUGGGUUCUACUUGCUCUUCAAUAUCUUCUCCGGGUUUUACAUCCCGAGACCCAAAAUUCCCGGAUGGUGGGUGUGGUACUACUGGAUCUGCCCCAUGGCGUGGACCGUGUACGGGUGCAUCGUUUCGCAGUAUCAUGAUGCCGAUAACCCGAUAUUCGUGCCGGGGAUGGCGACGGACCCACCGAUGACGUGGUACAUCAAGGACUACUAUGGUUUUGAGUUGGAUUUCAUGGGACCCGUUGCGGCCGUUCUAAUCGGGUUCUGCGUAUUCUUCGCUUUCCUCUAUGCCACAUUCCUGAGGACUUUGAACUUCCAAAUGAGAUAGAAUGAAAUCAAACUGUGUAAUGUCUAUAGAUUUUUUGAAGUUGGUUGAAACUCAAAACUUUGUUCCUAUUUAUUUUUGAAAUUUCCGGUGUUUUGUUUGUAUUGUAAACUUAUACGCUUCAAAUUCAGUUCCUACAUUUCAUUGUU